Molecule: messenger RNA, 1878 nt
Organism: Paralichthys olivaceus (Japanese flounder)
Lineage: Eukaryota; Metazoa; Chordata; Actinopteri; Pleuronectiformes; Paralichthyidae
Source: RefSeq, a predicted model, not a curated record
UGGUAGAAGAAGGAGAGGAGCCUGGGGGAGGACCAAUCAUGCAGCUACAGUGGAAGCCAACGCAUAUAGAAUAGCAGGAAUGGGGCAACCACUGAUGGGCUGGAGGAAGCGUGGAAAAGCAGAAGAGCAAUCCAGUGCCCUCAUGGCUGUACUGAGAGAACUUCAUGCUCAUAAGAAGAGGCUGAUGGAUCCAAAGAAAGAGAAGGAGGAGGAGGAGGAAGAGGAGGAUGAUGAUGACGAUGACGAUGAUGAUGACGAUGAAGAAGAAGAGGAGGAGGAGGAGGAAGAAGAGGAAGAGGUAGAAGAAGAGGAAGAGGAGGAGGAAGAGGAAGAGGAAGAGGCCACUGAGCCACCCACCAAUCAAACAGAAACCCACAGUAGCUUCACAGAGUCUCCUCUUGGCGAGUGUCAGACCACUGACAUAGAAAUCAGCUGCAGGGGCAUCGGCAUGACUCACCUGCCAAUCAUCCACAACCUGGAGGCCACAAAGCUGGACAUGGCAGAAAACAACAUCAGAAGCCUCGAGCCACAGGUUUUCUCUGGCCUGUCGAAACUUGACACACUGGACCUGAGCAAAAACAAGCUGGACGAUGAGUCUUUCAGUGAAAAGCCCCUGACUAACUUGACCUUUCUGAAAAAACUUAACCUGGAUGGCAACCAGCUCACCAGGAUCCCACCACUGCCGCCGUCUCUCACGGAGCUCAAGAUGAACAGCAACAAGCUCACUGCACUCACACCUGACUGUUUCAAAGGUCUGAGGAACCUGUUGAGUCUGGAGCUGGAGGAAAAUAUUCUUCAUGACGGCAGUGUGUCACCGCUCGCCUUCAGACCUCUAAAGAAGCUCCUGAGUCUCCAGUUGGACAACAACCGCUUUCGUUCGCUCCCUCUGGGCCUUCCUCGCUCUCUUCAGGAGUUGGAUAUGAAUGGAAACCAGAUUGUUGAGGUGUCAGAGGAGCCACUGAGAGGCUGUGUCCAUCUGAAAGUGCUGGACCUGAGUCACAACCUGCUGCAUGAGCAACGGAUUGGUAACAGCGCCUGGAUCCAUGUCAAGUCCCUGGAAACCUUGGACCUGUCCUACAACCAGUUCACCUCUGUCCCUAUGAAUCUGCCUCGUCCUCUCCACAAACUGAACGUCCAACACAACGACAUCAGGCACAUCCCCACCUUUGCAUUCCGCCACCUGCGGCCCGGGCUACGAUCCCUCCAGUUAUCCCACAAUGUAUUGAGCAACGAGGGUAUUGAGCAACUGUCCUUUGUUGGAACCUACCGCUCCCUGGGUGAGCUCCUGUUGGACAACAAUCACCUGCAGGAAGUCCCUCACUGUGUGCGGCGGUUUAAGAACCUGCAGGUGCUCAGACUGGACAACAACCAGAUCAGGCAGGUGAAGCGGUGGGGAGUGUGCCAUCCUCAUAACUCCGGCUCGACCUUGGCUUCGGUCCACUUGGAAAAUAAUCCACUGGAAAUGGAGAAGAUUCCACCAAAUACCUUCUCCUGUCUGAUUCAGGGCCAGGGACUGGUCCUGUAGCUGCAGCAGGAGCACACAUCUGACCACCAGACCACACAGAUACACAAACUAAAAAUAAAUACAUGCAUUAUCAUCAGGGUUUUCGGUCCUUUCCCUCCACUGCUCCUCUCAUUAUAAUCGUUCUAAAAUCAGGAGCUAUUUGCAGAAAAAUCAUGUAGUUUGCUUAGUCAGCAAGAACUCCUUUCAUUUUACCAACACCAAACCCAUCUUUUUCUCUCGCUUCUCAUCUGUGAUUAUGGAAAUAACUGUAAUGUUUUGCUCCAUAUUAAAACCAAUGUGUAAUUUACACAGUCAUUUAACUGAUUAUGUAAAAUUGUCUCGGUUGUAUAAAAGGGAUAAUAGAUUACAGUGGA